AUGAGGGAUACACUUCCAUGUCAACAGAAGAAGGAAGAUGUGAACAUAUGGGCCAUCUUAAAGUCAUGCAUAGGGAAGGAUCUGACAAAAAUCACCAUGCCAAUCCAGUUCAACGAGCCUUUAAGUUUUCUUCAACGGAUGGCUGAAUCCCUAGAGUAUUCCUACCUCCUGGCUGACGCUGAUGAAGAAGAUGACCCAAUUGCUCGAAUGGAGAAUGUGGCAGCAUUUGCCAUCAGUGCUGGAGCAUAUAACUGGGAUCGAAUGAUGAAGCCCUUUAAUCCUCUGUUGGGGGAAACAUAUGAACUUCAAAGGGAUGGAUUCAAAUUGGUGGCAGAACAGGUGUCCCAUCACCCACCAAUCUCAGCCUUUCAUGCAGAACAUAAGAACUAUAUCUUCUCGGGUUCCAUGCUUCCCAAGAUGAAAUUCUAUGGGAAGUCUGUGGAAAUCAUACCCAAGGGCGUCAUGACUGUUGUGCUCUCCAGGCACGGGGAAGCCUACACGUGGUCCAAUGUUCCAUGCUGUGUUCAUAAUGUCAUUGUGGGGAAAUUAUGGAUUGAGCAGUAUGGCACCAUGGAAAUUACUUGCCAUAGGACCGGUUACAAGGCGCAAAUCACUUUUAAACCAUCUGGGUGGUUCUCACGAGAUGUCCACAAGAUUGAAGGUUUCAUCCUUGAUCAAAAGUGUGUUUAGAGGACUACCAUAUGCAUUUAUCUUCUCAGGAAAACAUUUUGUAAAUCACAUGCACUCAGCUACAUUGCAACCUAAUGAUCAGUCAGAUCAUAACUUAGGAUCAGAGUGACUAUUUUUGAGUCAGACUAGUUUGAGGC
Molecule: messenger RNA, 827 nt
Organism: Darwinula stevensoni
Lineage: Eukaryota; Metazoa; Arthropoda; Ostracoda; Podocopida; Darwinulidae
Source: the annotation of a GenBank genome assembly